CAAAGGCUCCUAUCUUGUGCAGAUGCGGUAUGUCUGGAAGGCUUUGGUGAGUCACUGUAGACCAGCGUGUGGAUGGACAUGCUGUGAUGGGCAGGCCUUCCCUCACUGCACUCGAAGCAGGUUUGAUUCAAGUUCUUCUGCUGCUGGACGUCUGACUUCCCAUUGAUGUUACCUUCAUGACAGGUGUCUCCCAAGACUCCAUCACCCCCCCUUCCGAUUCAUGAGCCAGCAGGAUGCUGCGGUCCUCGCGCUCUCAGAGCAGCUCAUCGUCGCCUCCUACAGGGGCCAGGCAGAGAAUGUUAUUCAGCUCAUCAACAGGGGCGCGCGAGUGGCUGUCACCAAGUAUGGCCGCAGCCCCCUGCACCUGGCCUCACACAAAGGUCACGCAGAGGUCGUGCGUCUUCUGCUGCAGGCCGGCUGUGACCCAGACAUAGAAGAUGACGGGGGACAGACAGCCUUGCACAGGGCUGCUGUGGUGGGGAACACAGUCAUCAUCAAAGCCCUCAUCCAGGACGGCUGCAGCCUGGACAGGCAGGACAAGGACGGUAACACCGCUUUGCACGAGGCCUCCUGGCAUGGAUUCAGUCAGUCUGUCAAGCUGCUGGUCCGAGGAGGAGCCAACGUCCACGCCAAAAACAGGGGGGGUAACACAGCUCUGCACCUGGUGUGUCAGAAUGGCCGCGCAAAGACCUUUAAAGCACUGCUUCUAGGGGGGGGCAGACCUGACAUCAAAAACAAUAUAGGCGAUAUGUGCUUGCACGUAGCUGUCCGCUACAACCAUGUGGCAGUGGUUAAGGAUCUCCUAGGUGCCUUCAUGUCUGUGGAUGAGCAGAAUCAGGUGGGGGAUACUGCUCUCCAUAUUGCAGCCUCAUUGAAUCACCGGAAGGUGGCCAGGCUCCUCCUACAGGCAGGGGCUGGAACUGCAGUCAAGAACACUGCAGGUCAGACCGCUUUGGACCAGGCCAGAGAGCACAACAGCCCAGAUGUGGCUGUGCUGUUGGUCAGAGUCACCCAGAUUCCAUCCCUAAGGAAACGGAAAGACAAGCAAAAAGUGGAGUGGCGUGCAAAGUCCGUUCUGUUUGCCAAAACGGAGACGAGAAAGCCUUUCCUAUUGGAUCCCAGCUCCAAAAUGAAGAACAGGCCAGAAAAAAAUGCACACAGGAUGCGCAAACUCACACCCCCCCCCUCCGCCCCCCCGCCUCCCCACAGUGUCAGGGCCUACCAGCUUUACACCCUUUACCGCAGUGAGGAUGGCCAGAUCAUGCAGGCUCCCAUGCAAGGCUGCUGCUGUGAGCCCCUCAUCAGUAAACUGGAGAACCAGUUGGAAGCCACCAAAGAACUGAUGAAGUCAGAGAUACACACCGUCCAGGAGCAGGUGAAUUCGAAGCUGAAGGAGAUAGACCACAGGAACCAAGUCCAGAUCAAAGUGUUGGACAAGAGGAACCAAAAGCAGGUAGCACUGGAGAGAACCGAAUGCCGUCGCUCGAUUGACCAGAGGAGUGCACUGGAGUUACUGGAGGGGGAGAGGAGACAGGCAGUCAUGGUAAAGGAGAUGAAGAGAUGGUGCCAGUUGAAGAUCCAGGAUGUCGAGGCAUGUCUCUCCAGAAACCAGCAUCUCCAGAGUGAACCUGCCUGUGGAGAGGUCACCCCAAGGGCGGAAGCUGGGUGUCCUGCUGUAUUGCCUGAUGUCCCUGGAGGUGCUCAAAUGGCAGCAUCUGCAAACGGUCAGGAACAGGAAACGGUCAUUUCCAUGCCAGAAAUUCCCAAAAUUGUCCGACCCAAAAAGCAGAGUAUCUGUCAGGGCCAGAAGGAUCUAGUUCUGUACGGACCUGGAGUCGGACACAGACGUGAUGGUCAAGUGUGCAGAGGACAAAACUCAAGGAGGAUCAGGGGCGACUUAGGCGGGCAGAACGGGGGAGAAGCAGAGGGCUGUGCCCCUGCCCUACACGAGGGCACGCACCGAGAGGAGGAGAUGCGAAGUUUCUUUAAGACUGUCUCGGCACAGAUGGAUUCCUGGUGCAAGAGGAAAGCUCAGGAGGCUCGCCGGAAGGUGAAAGAGAGGGCCCAACAGGACCGGGCCACCCUGCUGCAAAGGAUCAGCACCCUGGAAGAGGAGAUACAGCUGCUCAGGACCAGAGCUCGCAGCGGAACACUACUAACGUGACACCACAUGCUUCUGGUGACAUAAAUGCAAAAAUAAUUAACAAGACAUUAAUGUAAUGUGAGGAAUGUAAUAUGAACCAAAACAAAAAAAAAACUAAAAUAAUGGUGAUCAGAAGGUCGCCGGUUCAAAUCCUGGCGCUAGAAGACAGUUGUUGCUGUUGGGAUGCUGCAUUCUGUGGACCAGAAUGAAAAAUGAUAGGUUAAGAGAGCUAACCAAUCAGAUUGUACAGGAGGUGGAUCCAAGCAACUAGAGGAGGUGAAACAAACCAAUCACAUGUCUUGGUCCUGCCUCCUCCAAUUGCUUGUUUGACUGGUUAUCUCUCUGAAUCAAUCAUUUUUCUUUCUGCCCUCAGAACACUUUUGUGUAAGUAAAACUCCCACAAGCUGCUGGGCCCCUGAUAAAGGCCAGUCACCCCCAAUUGCUGUAGGGAUGCUGUACACGGGCUUGACCCUACACUGUGACCCCCCAAGCUUGCCCUCCCCUGCAAGUCACAUGGAAAGCGAGAUGGGGUGGGCGAAGAGAGAAUUCCACCCCAUCACCAGGAUAAAUAAUGUAUUACAAUAUUGAUGUCUGUAAAGCUGGACAUGCAAUAGUAGUAAAAGUAAUAAACUAUAUAGCCAUAAUAUUGUCAUUAUUUUCUCGCCGGGAAAGCAAAAAAAUAGGUCAAUAGUGUCAGCAUGAAUGCUUUGUUGUUAAGAUCAUUGUUAACUUGAUGAAAGAGUUUCAUUGUUUCCUGCAGGCUCUGUAUCAGCAUAAAAGUACUUACUGUCAUGAAGAAUCUUUCUUAUGCCGAUUUGUUUUACAGGAAACCUCUACCUUCAAAUGUAAAUGACCAUCCUGCUGCCUCAUAUCUCUGCCACAGGGAUGAUAAAAAGAUGAACAGACAAAUAGAAAGAUGGAAAGAUGAGUAGAAACACAGUGUGACCUUUCUCUAAGUUUUAGUCAUUGUCUUUACAUCAUCAUGCAUAUGCAGUCAGGAAUAGGAGUCCCGGAAGAAAUUUGGGGUCUCUCUUUUCUCAGUGCUAUCAGCAAACUGAACGAACAAUUGUAAUCGUUCUUUGAGGAUAGAUAUUGUUCAUGCUGUGACUCUUAUAAGCUGACUGACAACUGAGGCUGUGACCCAGAA
Molecule: messenger RNA, 3290 nt
Organism: Brienomyrus brachyistius
Lineage: Eukaryota; Metazoa; Chordata; Actinopteri; Osteoglossiformes; Mormyridae
Product: ankyrin repeat domain-containing protein 6-like
Molecular function (GO): protein binding
Source: RefSeq, a predicted model, not a curated record